AUGCUCCGUCCGCGCUGGACCCUCCACGCCGAAGCCCUCUUCUGGCGCACGCUCAUGGGCGCCGGCAUGACGCUCCAUCGCAUGGCACCCCCCGUCCCCCCCGUGCCCACAUUCACACGCACCAUCCCCUCCACGCUCUCCCCUACCCGCGGUGCCAUCCCGAUAGUCUUCUACACGCCGCCAUCCUACGCCACCCGCAACCCAGCGCACAAAUACCCACUGCUGAUCAACUUCCACGGCGGCGGCUUCACGCUCGGCCGCGCAACGGACGACUGCCGGUGGGCUGCGGCCGUGGUCGAGCAGGUCGGCGCGGUUGUGGCGAGCGUGGACUACCGUCUCGCGCCGGAACACCCGUUCCCCACGGCCGUGGAGGACGGCGCCGACGCGAUACUGCACCUUCUCUCGAACGCCGGCGAGCUGGGGCUCGACGCCCGCCGCGUCGGCGUCAGCGGCUUCAGCGCGGGCGGCAACAUGGCCUUCACCACCAUCCUGCGCUACGAGGCCGCGCUGCGUGCCGGCGCGCGGGAGCGGUGCGGGCAGCUGCGCGUGGUGGUGGCGUGGUAUCCGAGCACGGACUUCACGUCGUCGCGCGAGCUGCGGCGCGGGACGAACACGCGGCCCGAUAAGGAGCUGCCGAGGCUGUUUACGGAGCUGUUUGACGCGAGCUAUCUGUACCCGCCGAAGGACGUGUCGAUGGAUGAUCCGUAUUUGAGCCCCGGCGUGGCCGGGGGGGAGUUGUUGGGCGUGUUGCCGGACGAGGUGCUGCUGUGGACGUGUGAGUGGGAUGAGUUGGCGGCGGAGGGGGAACGGUUUCGGGUGAGGCUGGGGGAGGUGGGCAAGAGGGUGGGGGGGAGGGUGGUGGGGGGGACGGCGCAUGCGUGGGAUAAGAGCCCGAAUCCGGUGGCGGGGGAUGCGGUGAGGGACGAGGUGUAUAAGGAGGCGUGUGGGGAGCUGCGAAGGGUAUUUGGGUUGUAG
This is a messenger RNA of Morchella sextelata, 975 nucleotides long. RefSeq lists its product as uncharacterized. Bases 1 to 975 code for a protein of 324 amino acids. Lineage: Eukaryota; Fungi; Ascomycota; Pezizomycetes; Pezizales; Morchellaceae. The transcript has a single exon. Gene Ontology annotation, molecular function: hydrolase activity. The record is from RefSeq and is a predicted model, not a curated record.